GCUUUUAAAAAUGGCGGCCGCUCCGCUACCGCAGGUGCCCGAGAAAUUAAAGGCAGUUGUUCCUUACGUAAAAAUAGCUGCCGAGCAUGACUCCAGAGAUCCGAUCAUCGCUUAUUGGUGCCGACUUUAUGCGCUCCAGACUGGCAUGAAGGUUGACAGGUCUUCCUCGGAAAGCAGGGGAUUCCUCAUGGCCUACAUGGAUUGGCUAGAGAAGGAAAAAGCCAAGAGGAAAGACGAAGAAGCAAUCACAAGUGACGUCGUAGCCCAGGCACACAUUGAGACCAGAGCGUUGAAACUGUUCCUUUGGGCUGAUGGCGAGGACAGAGCGGCACGCUUUAACAAGAAUGUAAUCAAGGCAUUUUACACAGCUGCAUAUCUCUUCGAUGUCCUCACAACGUUCGGAGAACUGACAGACGAGGUUUCCAACCACCGGAAGUAUGCCAGAUGGAAAGCAGCAUACAUUCACCGAUGCCUCAAGAACGGUGAAGUACCAGUUCCUGGACCUCUCAAGGGAGAAGAUGAAGGAUUCGAGGAAGACGCUGGUGCUGUUGGCGGAAAUCCGAGUCCUUCGAAUGGACCGAGUGGAGCGGUGGGAGGCAGCGAUGCCUUUCUGCCCCUUGGUCCUGGCUUCCCGCACGGCGGCGCAACUGCUUCCGGUAUGUCGCAGCCGGGCCCCAGCAACGAUCGGUCAUCUUACGGGGACCACCAGCCCAUGCCGUCGUCGCUUCCCGUUCCUACCCCGGGCUCUCAGGCGCCCCCUUCCACACCCAGCGGUCCCACACAGCCUCUGCCCUCGGUGGCUCCGAUUGAUGACAUUCGAGCUGCGAAUGGCGUGGCCUUAAACACCGAAGACUUCAUGAAAGCCCAGAAGUACUGCAAGUUUGCCGGCAGUGCCCUGCAGUACGAAGACGUUCCAACGGCCAUUGAAAACCUGCAGAAGGCACUCAGGUUGCUCACCACAGGAUCGGAGUGACCCUGAUUGCACUCGAGUUCUCCCUUCAAACUGAGGGGGACACACCCUCCUCACAAUCCUUCCUUCCAGCCCGAAGAACUAGCCUAGGGGAGUUCCUCCACCCUCUUGUCGGAAACAACUCUUCCCUCCUUGUUCCGCUAUGUCUGGUGCAAAGUCAUCUUUGUGUCUGUGUAUGUAGCCGCCAUAGAGUUUGCUUUUACAAGAGCUUGUAACUUCCAUAAAAGUGUGAACCGUUGGGCUCAUUGUUUCGAAAUCUCUAGGACCAAGAGUUACAGACUUGUGCCGAGGAAAGGGAACACUGGACUGGCAGGAAAGACGUUUCGGCUGCAACUUAGUUUAAUAGGCAUGAAGAAAUGCCUUGGAUGACUGCCUGUUCACAAGAGCCUCUUAUGAAAAUACACAUUUUUCUAGGAGACGCGCUGGUUCAUGCAGAUGCACUUCGUGCCUAUCAAGCUCGGUUGCAGAUACAUCUUCCCUCUCUGUUCAGAAACCAGACAGAGAGGACAGGUGUCUCUUUCGUCGGCGUAGUUUUUAAUUGACCGAGUUUUUCUCGCUUGAUCCUAAAAAUGGCCCUCCACCUUCACUGGGUGGGUUGCUUCUCCCCCUUUUCUUUUCUCUUGAGUGAGCACACAGACGUGGUAAAGUAAGGCAUUGAUGUAUACAUCAAACGCACAGCUGGUUUUCGCGGAAAUAAAGAUUAGUACUGGUGUAGCUAGCAAAAGGUGCUUCACAUAUUACCUGUAGGCUGGUAAAUUCUGGCACUCUCAGUCGCAUCCGUUUGCCAUUCAUUGACCGCACAAGCGGCAACUUUAUUUGGCAGGCCACUCUACUUUAUUUGAAUUGGGGUUAUGCAAGUGGACUUCCUCAAAGAUACUUUGACCUGUGACAUUGUUCGAAAGGUAUAGGUCAAAGUGUGCAUUGCUCGCACUUAGGGCAUGUUUGGACAUCAGUGUUUAGUUGCACUUGUUGGUCUUGCCCGAGACAAUGUUUUGAUUUGCCACUUUUUUGUGCUUUGUUAGCCUGUAGUAAAUGUGCUGAACUUGACUCGAAUGAGUGGUGUACAGGCUGAAACGUAUGUGAUAAUACUGUUGUAUGCAGCGUUACUCUUAAGGAAUUCACAUAUUUAUAUUCGUGUUUCAAUUUCAUUUGUCUCCUAAUGUUCCUGUAAUCUAGCCAAAGACACUAAAAUGUCUGAGGAGAAUAUUUGCGUUCAAAUUGCAAACGUUGCUGAGCAAUGAUCAUUGCUAGUAUCUAGCAGCAGCAGGAAAAAUUGUGAGCUUGAUCAACCACAUGAAUGUUAAUUUUUCGCAUUUAUUAAGAAAAAAUGCUGAAUAGUUCGUUGCCUGCAGGGAUGGGCUGUAGUUCAUGUAACGCAGCUUUCACAGUUCACGCAGUUCAAAGUGCACAGCUGUUGAGAAAAAUCUUGUCACUUCACUGCUUUUUGCUACUACUACUAUUUUUAAUACUGGAGACAAUUUUUUCUGAAGCCAAGGAAGAUUAGUUGUCAUAGAAAAGCUAUAUGUGAUGCACAUCUUUGAUAAAGAAGAAACUGUAGUAGCACUUAAACUGAAAAGAAAAGAAUGUGUCAGAUCCGGAUAUUUUGAGGUAACUUGUUUCUCUUUUUGUUUUUUCGUGCUAGCCUCUGCCUAUGUUUUUUCUUUGCACUGAGCUUUUGAAACACAAAAACUACACGUUUUUUGUUGUCAGCCAUUUAGUGCUGAAUGUUUUUUGCAAGGCAUGUACAUUUGACUUUGAAUGAACUAGCGAAUUGUGCCGGGGUAAAACAGUGUCGAUUUUACAAAAAUAUAUCUUUUGGAGUUUUUCUUCGUUUCUGAAUAAACUGUGGUCAGCACAGGAAA
Messenger RNA from Rhipicephalus microplus (southern cattle tick), 2832 nucleotides. RefSeq names its product vesicle trafficking 1 (gene Vta1). Gene Ontology annotation, cellular component: multivesicular body. NCBI's taxonomy places the organism in Eukaryota, Metazoa, Arthropoda, Arachnida, Ixodida, Ixodidae. The record is from RefSeq and is a predicted model, not a curated record. Gene Ontology annotation, biological process: late endosome to vacuole transport via multivesicular body sorting pathway.